Molecule: messenger RNA, 2811 nt
Organism: Mercenaria mercenaria
Lineage: Eukaryota; Metazoa; Mollusca; Bivalvia; Venerida; Veneridae
Product: DBH-like monooxygenase protein 1 homolog
Exons: 12
Coding region: 37-1728 (563 amino acids)
Biological process (GO): octopamine biosynthetic process; norepinephrine biosynthetic process; dopamine catabolic process
Cellular component (GO): secretory granule membrane
Molecular function (GO): copper ion binding; dopamine beta-monooxygenase activity
Source: RefSeq, a predicted model, not a curated record
AUUCGCGCUAGAUAAACAGACCAGUAAGACUUUACGAUGAAGUUUAAAACGAUUCUGGUCCUUCUGAGCGUGGUGCAAGCGGUUUGGUGUUCCGAUAUAGCCGGUGUGAAAACAUCGGAAAAAUUUGAUCACUCGGUACUUUUAGAUACAGAUAGAAACUACAUACUGUUUUGGAAUUUCAAUGAUACGCACGUGACUUUUGAGGUGCACGUGCGCACAAAAGGAUGGGUGGGCUUUGGUUUCUCAGGCAAUGGCAAUAUGUAUCCAGGUGAUGUGGUAGUCGGAUGGGUCAAAGAUGAUGGUUCAGUCCACUUUGCAGAUCGUCACACAGUUGGUCACAGAAUGCCAGUGAUUGACAAGUCUCAGGACUGGAAGCUAUUGUUUGGUGAAGAAAAUGAGUUUGGUACGGUACUCAAAUUUAUCAGGAAGAUAAAUACUUGUGAUGAUGCCGAAGAUGAAGUUAUUCAGGAGGGUACAAAUCGAAUUAUAUUUGCUUAUGGGGAGCAUGACCCUGCCGAUGACAACUCCAUAAAUUACCACGGAACUACCAGGGGUACAAAGAGUGUUGCUUUACUCAGCCCGAACCCUGUCAACGACAACCUUCCGGCCGACAGCAGACAUUUCGAUUUCUUGAAUGCAAAUUACCUGGUGCCAUCAGAUACGACGACAUACUGGUGUAGAGGAUUUAAGAUGCCACCAAUAGGAAAACAUCAUAUGAUCAAGUACGAAGCUGUCGUUACGGAGGGAAAUGAACUGAAUGUUCAUCACAUUCUAUUGUACCGAUGCAAUGUGGACAACCCUGACCAUUGGGAUGGCAAAGAAGGUAUUUGCUACCACCAGCAUAGAACACUACCGCAGUGUUCAAAUAUUAUCAUUGCAUGGGCAAUAGGUGGCGAGCCAUUUUAUUUCCCCGAUCACGUGGGUUUCUCUAUUGGUGGGCCAGAAGAUGAAGCGUUCUAUAUCAUGGAGACGCAUUACGACAACCCUACCCGGAAGUCUGAUAUGAUUGAUGAUUCUGGAAUCCGAAUUACUAUAACACCAACGUUGCGUCCGCAGGAGGCCGGCAUGUUAGAAUUGGGUCACGUGGUCAGUUACUUCCAAGUGGUACCACCAGGAAUAAAUAACUUUGUUACGAAAUCAUACUGCAGUUCCCAGUGUUUAUCUCAGGGAUUUACUCAGAGCAAUUUGACAGAAGUCAAGAUCAUUGGCGCCCUCCAACAUUCGCAUUUGCUUGGAGUUGCUAUGAAAACAAGACAUUACAGGAAUGGUGUCGAGCUUAAACCUCUUAUGACGGACCCACACUAUGAUUUUGAUUUCCAAGAAGUCCGAAUGUUGCCGAAGGAAGUCCCCGUGUAUCCGGGUGAUAGUUUCCAGGUUGACUGCACUUAUGACUCGACAAGUCGCUCCACAGUAACCGAGGGCGGUUUGUCCACACGGGAAGAAAUGUGCUUGACGUUUGCAUAUUACUAUCCGAAAAUGAAGGUUGCAAACUGCCUGUCUCAGCCAACUUACGACAAUUUUCCAUUUGACUACCAUCAGCUGAAUCACAUAAUACACACCGUUGACUGGCACAACAAGACUGUGGUUGACUUCUUUCUGUCUCAUAUCGACAAGAGUAGCGUGUAUGAGGUGUGCGAUGGACCACAUCUUAAGCCACAUCCGUAUCAUGUUUAUAAGCCAAGUGAGCCGGCACAUCCUUAUGUUCCUCCUCAACCCGACUGCUCGUGAUUCUCGUGCUGACAACACAGACAACAUAUACUGACUAAAGUUUCAGAUGCUGAUUCAAAUGUUCGUUUUGCAUUAAGUUCAAAUAAAGACAUUGUUCUGCGUAUAUACUGAUAAAUAUAACUAAUGUUUGUCUAAUUAGUAAAUUAUGAUUUUUUUUUCAUAUUUAUAUUUUGAUUAAAAUUUUGUUAUUUAAAACUGAAAACAUUUAACCACGCUUGAAUAUGUUGUAUUGUUGAUUAACUAUAUAACUGUUCAACACAUUCUGUGGAUAUAGCAAUGUAUAUCAUAAUAAAAUAUCUUAGUAUUAUAAACCUUACUGUCUGUUUAAACAUUAAGACAGUUUAUAGGGGUCCAUCAUACUUUUUUGUUAGAUAAAUUACAGUUUCAAAGCUUUAAAAUAUAUUUAUGCCUAAGACACGCAUAUUUUAACGUUACUGGUAAUAUGUUCUAAUUAGACUAUUUUUUCCUAAAUCCUUUCGAUUUCGAUUUAGGUUUAAAUGUAUAAUCUAAUGAUCAGUUAUUUGGAUAAACACAAAUACAUGAGAAAUGUCUAUAAUAAUCUAUCAAUGUUCUAGGCUUUUCCAGCAUGUAUAAUAUUCGAUUUCAAGACCAGCACUACGAAACAUUAACUUGCCGUUUGCCAUCGCAUAUGCCUCAAACAAAAUUUAAAGCUACAUGUAAAUCCGUUCAUGCUGUUAAACAUUUUAAUUCAUAUUUGAUAUUACAGGAGUAUCUUUUUAUAUUGAAUUAAUUAAACAAGCUGAAUAAAAUAAAAUGCGAACUCAGCUGUAUAUUUUAUCAUUUUAUUCAAUGAGUUUAAUGAAUCCAAUGUGGAAAGAAUCACGUGUAACAUUUUUUUAUCACAUGUUACUUUUUCAUCUUUCUUGACCUAUUAUAAAGCGAGUUAAUUCGACCAACUUCUUCUAUCCUUUAAAUGACUUCAACCUCAGAAAGCUAGCUUUAACAAUUAUGUAAUUCCAAAUCAUGUGAUAGGCUAGCUUUAUUUUUACCCUCCCGAUUUCAUACAUGUAAUAAAGUAAUACUAUGUACUCUAUGUAAAAAUAAAGAAUAUACUUAUCUGUC